Catharus ustulatus (Swainson's thrush) is the source of this 2889-nucleotide messenger RNA. It is a transcript of the gene KLHL41, whose product is annotated as kelch like family member 41. The record is from RefSeq and is a predicted model, not a curated record. Gene Ontology annotation, molecular function: protein binding. The transcript is spliced from 6 exons. NCBI's taxonomy places the organism in Eukaryota, Metazoa, Chordata, Aves, Passeriformes, Turdidae. Bases 159 to 1979 code for a protein of 606 amino acids.
CCGACCUGUAAGAGCAUGUACCUAUAUUUAGCUAGUGAGAUUAAGUUGCAGAGGCUUCAAGCAGGGCAAAAAGCACAUUGGUCUGCCUUUUUUACAAACCUUUGGGCAGACAACAGCUAAAGCUUUCUACUCCCUCCCCUUUCCCAAGUGUUUGCGAAAUGGAUUCCCAAAGGGAACUCACUGAAGAGCUCAGACUUUAUCAAUCCACCCUCCUUCAGGAUGGCCUCAAGGAACUCCUUGAAGAGAAAAAGUUUGUAGAUUGCUCUCUAAAAGCUGGUGACAGAAGCCUGCCUUGCCACAGAUUGAUUCUGUCGGCAUGUAGCCCUUAUUUUCGUGAGUAUUUCUUAUCUGAGCAAAAUGAAGAGAAAAAGAAGGAGGUAGUUCUAGAUAACGUUGACCCCAACAUCCUGGAUAUGAUUGUCAAAUACCUUUAUUCAGCAAGUAUUGACCUCAAUGAUUCUAAUGUGCAAGAUAUUUUUGCUUUGGCCAGCCGCUUUCAGAUUCCUUCUGUAUUCACUGUGUGCGUCUCCUAUCUUCAGAAGAGGCUUGCUGUUGGUAACUGUCUGGCCAUCCUUCGGUUAGGUGUUCUGCUUGAUUGCCCAAGACUUGCAUUUUCUGCCCGUGAUUUUGUUUCAGAUCAUUUUGUGCAGAUCUGCAAAGAAGAAGACUUCAUGCAGCUUGCCCCACAUGAACUUAUCUCAGUUAUUUCACCUGACAGUUUAAAUGUAGAGAAGGAAGAGCUGGUAUUUGAAGCAGUAAUGAGAUGGGUCCGAACAGACAAGGAGAACAGAGUAAAGAGCCUGGGGGAAAUUUUUGACUGCAUACGUUUUCGUCUAAUGCCAGAAAAGUAUUUCAAAGAACAGGUUGAGAAGGAUGAUAUAAUUAAAAGCAACUCAGACCUUCAGAAAAAAGUAAAGAUUAUUAAGGAUGCUUUUGCUGGAAAACUGCCUGACUCUAGCAAAAGCACAGAAAAGUCAGCCAAAGGGGAGGUGAAUGGCGAUGUAGGAGAUGAAGAUUUACUGCCUGGCUACCUAAAUGACCUUCCCAGGCAUGGCAUGUUCGUCAAAGACCUGAUUCUUCUGGUUAAUGACACAGCUGCAGUAGCCUAUGAUCCUCUUGAAAAUGAAUGCUACCUAGCAGCCCUCGCAGAGCAGAUUCCCAGAAAUCAUUCCAGUAUAGUCACCAAACAAAAUCAGGUCUAUAUUGUUGGAGGACUCUAUGUGGAAGAGGAGAACAAGGAUCAGCCUUUCCAGUCAUACUUUUUCCAGCUGGAUAGCAUUGCUGGUGAGUGGGUUGCCCUUCCUCCUCUGCCAUCAGCCAGGUGUCUCUUCGGGCUGGGAGAGUCGGACAACAAGAUCUAUGUAAUAGCAGGCAAGGACCUUCGCACUGAGGAGUCGCUAGAUUCAGUCUUGUGCUAUGACCCUGUGGCAAUGAAAUGGAGUGAGAUCAAAAAACUGCCCAUCAAAGUAUAUGGCCAUGCAACUAUCUCAAACAAUGGAUUGAUAUAUUGUCUUGGUGGAAAAACUGAUGAUAAGAAAUGCACUAAUAGAUUAUUUGUGUACAAUCCCAAGAAAGGAGACUGGAGAGACCUGGCUCCAAUGAAAGUGCCUCGCUCGAUGUUUGGAACAGCCAUCCAUAAGGGCAAGAUUGUCAUUGCAGGUGGUGUCACUGAGGAAGGCCUUACUGCAUCUGUUGAAGCUUUUGAUCUGACCACCAAUAAAUGGGAGAUAAUGCCUGAAUUUCCCCAAGAGAGAAGUUCCAUUAGUUUGGUCACUUUAAGUGGAGCAUUGUAUGCUAUUGGAGGCUUUGCAAUGAUUCAGCUUGAAUCUAAAGAAUUUGCACCUAGUGAAGUCACUGACAUAUGGAAGUAUGAUGAUGAGAAGAAGGAAUGGGUUGGCAUACUGAAAGAGAUCCGAUAUGCUACUGGAGCCUCCUGCCUGGCCACACGCUUAAACCUCUUCAAGUUAUCAAAACUGUAAACAAAACGCUGGAAGAUAUGAUAUGAUGAGGGAGUUUGACAGGCUCUUCUGGUUUUGUUGCAUGAAAAUGUCGCCAAAUUGUACAGUUUUGUAGCAGCAUACUAGUCAUACUGUGAACUGUUAAAGAAUUCAUUUGUCUGUCCACUUCUUAACAUACUUCCUAGCUAGCCAGCAACCACUGAAUUUUUGCAAAUGUUUAAAUUUCUAAAGGGUUAUAAUUAAUGUUGAUUAGAUUAAGAUUUUGGCAAGAACUCAAUUUUCCACUCUGUGAAAUUGCAAACAACACUAGUUAGAUUUCCUUGCAUUCAAUACAGUCCUGAUAUUGGUGGCUUGUCCUCCAAACAAUGCGCAUGAAUUAAUUGUUAAGUUAAAUACAAUUAAUAGGUAGCUAAUUUUAUUCUAACUGGCUGUUUGUAUGGCCAGAUUUCCCCUUUUAGUAAUGUAUGUAAAUUCUGCACUCUUCAGCAAGAUCUUGGAAAUAUUCUCAUCACAGACCUUAAAAAAAUAAUUUGGCUUGGAAUUGAAAUGCGUGUUUUAAAUAAAAGUGCCUUAACACUAUGUGUCCUAAAAAUGCCAGUCUCAGCCAAAGCUAUACUAGUUGACAGAGGAGGGGGGAAAGAGAGAGAAGUUCACAAGGUUAGUAGCUCUACUGUUUCACCUAUUAUGUUUAGACUUGAUAACAAGGAUUUUCCACUUUUUUUUAUGCUUUUAUAUUUAUUUCCAAAGCAAAUAUUUUAUGGAAGUUUUUCUCAGAGACCUGAGGCCAAUAAAAAGCAUUCAUGAAAAAGUCCUAAAGGAGCUAUCUUUAGCAAAUAUCUGUGACAGAUAGGACUUUUUCAUUUACUAUAGAGUUGAUGCAUUUUGACGUUGGAACUUUUAACAAUUAAACUUUGUUUUUAAAACUAUAAAA